Messenger RNA from Oreochromis aureus, 4199 nucleotides. RefSeq names its product kazrin. Bases 448 to 2061 code for a protein of 537 amino acids. The transcript is spliced from 12 exons. NCBI's taxonomy places the organism in Eukaryota, Metazoa, Chordata, Actinopteri, Cichliformes, Cichlidae. The record is from RefSeq and is a predicted model, not a curated record.
CUGAGUUAAAAUCACAGUUGCACAGGCACUGGGUGACUGAUCUCCAUUUCCUGGACAGUAAAAGCAGGGUUUCCUUUCUUGGAGUUAGUCAACUCAGAUUUUAGGCGCCACACUAGAGCACUAAUGAGCAGGCUGAGAGCAACCCAACGCAGAUCUCCCAUCAGCUGAAGAGCAGCAGCAACUCUGACGGCAUCUGAGGCAACAAGACGCGGAACUGAUCUGCAGUCAGCGGGGAGGCAGCUGUAGAAAGCAAAUGACAUCCCAGGAAAAGGCGUAGGAGAGGUUGUGAAGUGUCUUCAAAGGCAAAUUAGCAGUCAAUUGAGAGACUGGGGAGGAGAGGAUUGGUCCAGUGUGAUCACUAACCUUCCGCGCUCCGAGGCAGACUCUCACUUCACUUUUCUCUUCUUGAGCCGAAGGACCUCGCCACUUCACCAGAGGAGCCCAGCCAUGGAGGAGAUGCUCACCUGCAGCCGAAGCCCUUUCUCCCAGGUGUUUGGGCGUCAGGGUCAGCUCAUGCAAGCCACUGUGCAGUCUCUGAACAGCUUGAAUGACCAGAUUGCAAACUUCAUGGUGACUGGACCCAAGUCCCUAGAACAGGAGGAGCAUGCCUUUCCCCCUCCUGAGAAGGAGACGCUGCAGAAGUCCAUGACCCUCAUGAGGCACCUCCUUGUGGAUGCGCAGGCAAAAAUCCUGAAAAUGAUGGAUGACAACAAGCAGCUUGCCCAGCGCAUCGAUGGGGCCAUUCAGUCAGCCAGCCAGGAGGUGACCAACCUGCGGUCAGAGCUGAGCGCCACCAGCCGCAGACUGGCCGAGCUGGGAGCGACGGACUCCUCUGCCAGCGUGCUUGAGACCCUGCAGCACAACCACAAUGAUCCCUCUCCCCACCAGAGGCAGAAGCCCCCGGCUACCGAACUCUGUUACAAGACUGAAAUCAGCAGUCUCAUGGACUUCAAUUCUCCAGAUGCCUCUCUGGACAAAGUUCUGCUGCGUGAAGAGGUGGCCCAGCUCCAGGAAGAGGUGCACCUGCUGCGGCAGAUGAAGGACAUGUUGAGUAAGGACCUGGAGGAGACCCAGGGAGGUUGCUCGGCUGACGUGCUCUCUGCCACUGAACUCCGCGUGCAGCUGGCGCAGAAGGAACAGGAGCUGGAUCGAGCCAAGGAGGCUCUGCAAGCCAUGAAGUCGGACCGUAAGCGUCUGAAAGCAGAGAAGGCAGACCUGGUGAAUCAGAUGCAGCAGCUUUAUGCCACAUUGGAGAGCCGAGAGGAGCAGCUCCGUGACUUCAUACGCAACUAUGAGCAGCACAGAAAAGAGAGCGAGGAUGCAGUAAAGGCGCUGGCCAAAGAGAAAGACCUCCUGGAGAGAGAAAAGUGGGACCUGCGGCGGCAGACCAAGGAAGCCACGGAGCACACGGGGAUGCUGCGGUCCCAGCUUGAUCUCAAGGAGAACCGCAUCAAGGAGCUGGAGGCUGAACUUGCCAUGAUGAGUAACUGUGUCAAUCAGAGAAUGGAGUUCCGGGUGUUUGAGCGCCUUGUGGACAGGGACUACUCUCCUAGGGUCAUGGCGGCGAAACAGUCGCUAGCCACCCUGACCAAGGAUGUGCCCAAGCGCCACUCGCUGGCCAUGCCCACGGAGGCGGUUGUCAACGGAAACAACCAGGAGUGGGUGAUGCAGGCCGAUCUCCCUCUGACUGCUGCCAUCCGACAGAGUCAGCAGACCCUCUAUGUGCACACGGGGCAUCCCGCUGACAGGCAAGUGGCUGCCGUGCGGGUGAGCCCGUGCCACUCGCGCCAGCCCUCCAUCAUCUCCGACGCCUCUGCGCUGGAGGGAGACCGGUCGUCCACGCCCAGCGACAUCAACUCGCCGCGCCAUCGGACUCACUCCCUCUGCAAUUCCCUAGAAGAUCUGGAGGAGGCGAAGCGUAAGAAGAAGAAAGAAAAGAUGGGGCUGGGGUCUCUGUCGCGCGUCUUCGCCCGAGGAAAGCAACGCAAGUCCCUCGACCCCGGUUUGUUUGAUGGUACUUCAACACCUGAUUAUUACAUAGAGGAGGAUGCAGACUGGUAAAGCACACACGUCCGAGUGAACCACCUGGAGAGCCUUUUUUUGGCAGUUAUCAGAGGACAACGUUGUAUUGCCUGAGCGCAUGCGUGAGAGAAUGUGCGUGCGCGUCUGUGUGUGUGUGUGUGUGUGUGAUGAAAGCGUGUACAGAUAAAAUAAUGUGUGUACAUUUUAUGUAGUCUCACAUGCACGCAUGCUUUGGUUUGUAUGGGAGCGAGAGUGUGCGCGUGCUUGUGCCACCCAUGGUCAACGGCCAUGUCAGGAGCCGGAGGCGCGUCUUGCUUCGCUGAAGUGUAAAGCUAAAGAGCAAAUUGCACCUGUAUGUAUGUAUGUAUAUGUACAGCCCUGUAAAUAGCGUGGAGAGUGUAAUGCAGCAGCAGUGUGGACAUGUCAUGUUGUAUCUGCCCUCCAAAACAGCUGUGUUAUCUGAUCUUUGAAUUGUUCUCUACAUUUUUACUUUUUUUUUUUUAAAUUGUUUUCACUCAACUGGAAACUUGAAGGACUGCUGUACUUGUAAAUAACAGUUGAUGUGCACUCUGUGCGUGUAAAUGUCUCCUUGUCCUGAAUGCCUUUUUGUUAUUUUUGACACGUACUCCCCGCCGUCCCUCCUCCCUCCCACUGCCUCUUAACUUUAUCUCCUCCCUGUUUAUUGUCCUGCCUGGUCCAUCCCCUCCUUCCACACUGCCAUGAUGAGAACAGUUUCCUGUAGGCAGCAUGCAGACUCCUGAAAUUCACCGCCGGUUCGGUUGUCGGGUGCACAUCCCUCAACCGCCGAAAAAAAAAAAAGUCUGUGCAGAGGCAAUCCUUGAUGUUUGCUUAGAGAGACUUCAAAGAAGCUGCUAUGAGAGGAAUUAGCUUUCUAUGCAGAACAGUUUGUUCCCCUGCAUUUUGAAGCCAAACAGGAAAUGUGAGAAAUGUGUUUUCUAUCUCCUCAGAUAGAAGGUACAUGUGUGACAUGCAUGCACGUAGUCCCGGUCCCUAAAUGCAUGCUCGGCUACCCCACUACAAAGAAAAGUCUCUUCCCUGGUUAUGUUUCCACAGAGGUGAUAAACUGUUUGCUUUUCUUUUUAAUUUAAAAAGAGAGGUUAGUUACUGAUUUCAUGUUCAUUCAUGAUUUUGCCCCAUUUCAAAUUAAUUGAUAAGAUUUGUAAACUUGACCCUUUGCUGUUCAAGGAGCGCUCAGCUGAAUGCUUAAGAUCGUAACAUCCUGAACUGCGCACAGUUUAGUUUUAAUCUGCACCUGCAGGGCUUUUUGUUACAUUUGAAAUAUUAAAGGCCAGCAAAGAAAGAAAACUGAACAUUACACUUUGAAUUUUUAAAUGAUUAUUCCACACUAUUUGCAAGGCUUUGUGCCUUUUUAUCUCUCUUUGUUUUUUAGGAUCUAAGCUGCUUGUAUUCAUUGGUGUAUGAAUACUGGGAGCAGGAUUAUUCUGGGAAAAGUUAAAAUAAGAAAGCUAUCAUCACAAAAUACAUAGCAUAAACACCAAUUAUUCUUGCGUUGCAGGUGUUCAACUGACAGUCAAAAUAUUUCUAGACCUCUGGAAUUAAGGGCGACUUAAGAGAUGAGCAGAACCUCAAUUAAGAGGUGCAGACGUUACAUGAACUACAGUUGAAGGUUAAAAAUCAGGAUUUAAGCAUCCCAAUCAAGCAAAGGCGUACCUUCUCCCAUGACCCCAUGACCUCAGCAAAAAUUCCAAUGUAGAGUUCAUGCCAUAGGUGGGGAAAGAAAAAAAUAAAGCAAUUAACUUUGGACUAAAGGUUAAUGGCAUUAAUCCAAGCAAAAGAAUUUCCACAGACAUCACGCUACUUCCGAUCUUUCAUUGGAUUGAGUCGGAGUCUGCACUGCCACGCCCCAGGAAAUAUUUUCUCUCCCUGAUAUUAAACUAACACUGGGUAUUUGUUGGCCUCGCCUGAGACGCUAGAGUGCCAGGUUACGGCGGAGAUGCAUUUAACCGUGGCGCGUCCACGUAAGCAGUGAGGAAAUCGUCCUUUACAUUUGAGUUCACAGUUAUUGAAUUUGCAGGUAAAUCAGUAAGGUAAUUCAGAGAUAAGUCACUAUGAAUCAAAUUGUAUGUACAGGAACGUCUCAUGUUAAAAAAAUUCACUGAACAGUCAGUUAAAUGUAUAAAAUCUAUGCUAUUUGA